AUGGGGGCUGCCAUAUCCAUGGUCUCGCUCCUUUUCAUGUUCUUCUUGCUCUUGACUAUCCCUGUUCGAGCUCAGAGAACAAGAACGGAGACUUCAACAACAGAUUUUAUUUUCAAAGGAUUUACUGGAAACGAAACAGAGAUUCAGACUGCAGAAACUGCGAGGAUCAAACCCGAUGGGCUAUUGAGGCUUACUGACCGAAAUCCAAACGUUACGGGAACAGCUUUCUACCACAAACCGGUAAGAUUGCUCGACCAAAAUUCCACAGUUGGUUCGUUCAGCACUUCUUUCGUCUUCGUCAUCAUCCCUACGAGCUCCAGCAAUGGAGGUUUCGGCUUCACUUUCACACUAUCUCCAACUCCAAACCGCACGGGCGCGGAAUCGGCGCAGUACUUGGGGCUUCUCAACAAAGACAACGACGGAGAUCCUCGAAACCACGUUUUCGCCGUGGAAUUCGACACGGUACAAGGAUUCAACGACGUUGUUGAUAGAACAGGCAACCACAUCGGUCUGAAUUUCAACGACCUCACAUCGGAAUUUCAGGAGCCCGUCAUAUAUUACGCCAACCAUGAUCGCAAAGAGGACUUUACGCUUCAGAGUGGCGAACCGAUUCAAGCACUUCUGGAUUACGAUGGACCAACACAGACGCUCAAUUUCACCGUUUAUCCGGCGGAAUCCAAGUCUAAACCCGUACGGCCUUUGAUCUUGCGACGACCUGUUCCAAAGCUGUCAGAAAUUGUGCAAGAAGAAAUGUAUGUCGGAUUCACUGCAGCGACGGGGAAAGAUCAAUCCAGUGCUCAUUACGUGAUGGGUUGGAGUUUCUCAAGCGGCGGAGAACAUCCACUUGCACAGCCGCUCAACCUCUCGGAGCUUCCUCGUGCGCCGCCGAAUACGGCGAAGAAGGGGAAAUACAACCCUCAGGUCCUCUCUCUGAUCGUGGCUCUCUCGGGCGUAACGCUGAUCUUGCUUGCGUUACUCUUCUUCUUCGUCGUCUAUAAGAAGCGACUGCAAGAAGGAGAGAUUCUGGAAGACUGGGAAAUCAAUCAUCCCCACAGACUCAGAUACAAGGAUCUCUACGCGGCUACGGAGGGAUUCAAGGAGUAUCGGAUCAUCGGAACCGGUGGAUUCGGAACCGUUUACAGAGGAAGCAUCUCAACAUCCUCUUCUGAUCAAAUCGCAGUGAAGAAAAUCACUCCAAAUAGCAUGCAAGGUGUUCGAGAAUUUGUCGCAGAGAUCGAAAGUUUGGGACGUUUAAGGCAUAAGAAUCUGGUCAACCUCCAAGGAUGGUGCAAACACAAAAACGACCUCUUGUUGAUUUACGAUUAUAUCCCCAACGGAAGCUUGGACUCGCUGCUCUACAGUAAACCCAGACAAAGCGGCGCCGUUUUGUCCUGGAACGCGCGUUUUCAGAUCGCGAAAGGAAUCGCGUCGGGAUUGCUGUAUCUCCACGAGGAAUGGGAAAAGAUUGUGAUUCACAGGGACGUGAAACCGAGCAAUGUUCUAAUUGAAUCCAACAUGAACCCUAGAUUGGGAGAUUUCGGGCUCGCGAGGCUUUACGAACGAGGAUCGCAAUCGCACACCACUGUAGUCGUCGGAACGAUUGGGUAUAUGGCGCCGGAGCUCACUCGUAACGGAAACUCCUCGUCUGCGUCUGAUGUUUACGCGUUUGGCGUUUUGCUGUUAGAGAUCGUCUCCGGGAGAAGACCGACGGAUUCCGGGACCUUCUUCUUGGCCGAUUGGGUUAUGGAACUGUACGCGAGCGGUGAGAUUCUCCCUGCGGUAGAUCCGAGACUCGGAUCAGCUUACGAUGGUGGAGAGGCAAAGCUUGCUCUCUCCGUCGGAUUGCUAUGUUGCCAUCAAAGACCGGCGUCUCGGCCGUCGAUGAGAACGGUGCUUAGGUAUAUGAACGGAGACGAAGAUGUUCCUGAGAUUGACGACCAUUGGGGAUACUCAGAUUCUUCGAGAAGCGAUUUCGGAUCCAAGUUCGAAGGGUACGUCUCGUCGGAUAAGGCUUCGAGCUCAGUCGCAUCUUUCUCCGUCACGAGGAAUUCUUCGAGUUCUGUUAUCAGUGGUAGAUAG
Microthlaspi erraticum is the source of this 2079-nucleotide messenger RNA. The record is from the annotation of a GenBank genome assembly. NCBI's taxonomy places the organism in Eukaryota, Viridiplantae, Streptophyta, Magnoliopsida, Brassicales, Brassicaceae.